AUGAACCCGGUAGAGAGAAUCAUUGAGGAUGCAGGACUUGUGGAAGAAGGAAGCGAAGAUAUAAUUGUGGUAUUGGCGCUCAAGACAGUCGAUGAUCCGGAACUCGCGAGGGUUGUAGACACCAAGCUCGACAAUGUCGAAGACGGGGAAGUAGUCGAUGCAGAAGAUGUCGUAUUCAGCGAGGCUGUGGACGCGGAGGUUGGAGUGCUUGAUGAGCUGCUGCUAGAUAUUGUCGAGCUGGUGGUAGUUGGCAGGGAGGAGCUCGUAGAUGAGGAAGAGGAACUUGUGGAGCUUGAAGUUGAGCUUGCGACACUCGAACUGGAUGAUGUGAACAGCGAUGAGCUGCUGCUCGACGAGGACGAGCUUGAAGCAGAGGAAGAAGAGCUUGUGGAGCUUGACGUGGAGCUCUCUACACUCGAGCUAGAAGUUGUAGAAAUCGUUGAGCUGCUUAUUGAGGAAGACGAGCUAGAGGAGCUUGAGCUUGAACUGACGACACUCGAGCUGGAAGUUGUGGGGACCGACGAGCUAGCACUUGAUGAAGACGAGCUUGAGGAGAUUGUAGAUGACGAUAAAGGUGUCACAGUAUAA
Messenger RNA from Glarea lozoyensis ATCC 20868, 588 nucleotides. RefSeq lists its product as uncharacterized. The transcript has 2 exons. The coding region runs from base 1 to 588 and encodes 195 amino acids. NCBI's taxonomy places the organism in Eukaryota, Fungi, Ascomycota, Leotiomycetes, Helotiales, Helotiaceae. The record is from RefSeq and is a predicted model, not a curated record.